AUGUGGGUAGUCAGGGACGCACAAUCGCCUCCCACAGGGGAGAAGACACCUGUCCUCCUCUGUGAUGAAGAAUCAUCCUCUGAUGAUGAUGUGUUCUUCUGCAGUUUACAAAGGAAACUUUCUUCAAUGACAAAAAAAUAUUCCAAGGAUGAUGACUCGAAUUUAGAUAAUAGUUCAAAAAAAGCUGCUCGACGAGCUGAGAAAAGUGUGAAGCAAAAAGAACCAACUAAAACUGCACAGGAUAAUAAAUACAACAAAACAAUAUUAGAUGGUACUCCUGUACGUCGUAAUUUUCGAUUAAAUCAGAUUGAACAAGUUGUUAAGAAACAUAUUUCUUUACCUAAGAGUUUAAAAAAUCCACAUGACAAAAGUCGAAAGAAUAGUGUUCAAAGAACUUGGGAGUAUUCAUCUCAUCAAAGUCAAAGCACUCAAAUAAUGCUCAGAGCUUCGGUCGGUACGCAGGUUGAAGACUGCCUACAACAUGCAGAAAAAUCAAUUUCGUCAUUUUCCAAUACAUUUAACGAUAAUAAUGAAGACAUUUCGGAUUCUAAGAACUUUCAUGCUCAACUUAAAACGGAGGAGAAGUCUCCCAUAAUUAGUGAUGAGUCCGCAAGCAGGAAGGCUCGAACACGCUCGAAUAAAUAUGGGCGUGAGAGGUUUGAAUAUGCUCGAUUCUGGCAUCUGCUUGAAUUUGCUGGGUUCUUUCGCCCAAAAGCCUCGAGGACUCCUGAAAAUUCAAAUAGAUUCAGUUCCAUUUCAACUUGUACACAGACUGAAGAACUUGUCUAG
Molecule: messenger RNA, 789 nt
Organism: Dufourea novaeangliae
Lineage: Eukaryota; Metazoa; Arthropoda; Insecta; Hymenoptera; Halictidae
Exons: 2
Coding region: 1-789 (262 amino acids)
Source: RefSeq, a predicted model, not a curated record